AAAAUAUUAGUGUUUAUUAAUUAAAAGACCUAAUUAAAAUGUGGGACGACAAAAUCAAUGCCACCACUAGAAAAUAAUCUCGUUCCAAACAAGGUCUCAAUUUACUAUCUAUUACGUAGCAAGAUAAUUACUUCACUCAUUAGCCAUCUUCGUUAACUGAACCGCGACAUUUUGAAGUAAUAAGAUAACGCUUUAUCUUUCACUUAUUCUGGCGGGGUUCCUAUUCCGACCGCUCACAUUUAACCAGUCCAGCCUAAUUAAUUUCAAAACACACCGAAAAUAAUUAUAAAUUUUAAUGCCGUUUAAUUAUUGUCUUGAACCGUUCAAUGCAAAUUGUUUUCCACAGACGUGGCAAAUUAAACCAACCACCACCGCCCUCCCAGUUGCAAUAAAAUAGUGUUCGCUUAAAAAUUUUAAUUUAAUUUAUACGUGUUUACGCUUUAUUUCGCUACGUCUCAUUAAUUUUCUACUGCUUCCCAAUCAAACGCGUUUCUCUUUAUAAGUCACAUAUUAAAUUUAUUAGUAAUGAAUGAACCUAAUUAGGGGGAACCUUUUUCGUCGUCGUUUCUGCAGAGAAAACUCAUCAAAGGCGGCACAAAACCAUUCGCAAUUUCUACGUCUCUGUUCCGACAUAAUUUUAAUUGCAGAGAAAUAUUAAUUCGCACAAAACGAUAAUUACCAGCUAACCGCUAAAUUACUUGUCACCAUUUAAACCAGCUUCAAAUAUUUUAUUGUGUUCGGCACAUGAAUGCAUAUAAUUAUUUGUAGCUGCGAAAUACAUAAUCAGCAAAUUAGUAGUCAUAAUAAAACGUGUGACAACAGUCAUCACUUUGUAAAAUGAGUCGUGAAUGAAAGAUUAAUGAUAUAAUUUGUCAGCCAAAAGACACACACGCUUAACCUUUGACUUACUGAUAAAAAUUGGUUGGAUAUUUCCAUGAUCAUUAUUUAUCGAACGCACAACAAGGCAUCUAAACAUGGUUGUGUUGUUGUACUUGUGAAAACAUUGUUUAUAGACACUUAAUUGGAAUAAUGAGUAUGCAUAUUUGAAUUUAUUUAUGUGAUGUGAAGUGGCAUCAAUAAACUCCUCAAAAACUAGUUAAUUGUUUCAUAAUUUAAUCUGAUCUAACAAGUUAUUAUUGGUAAUCAAGAUGGAGUACCUGACGUGCACCAAAAUCCUCAACAUAAUGACCGUGUUGGGUUUCAUGGCAAACUACAUGUUACGCGUCAACUUAUCAAUAGCAGUGGUGGACAUGCUGGACACCAACGCCACCACCCAAGUACAACGUUUCAACUGGGACGUGGAGCAAAGAAACACCCUGUUGGGAGCCUUCUUCUGGGGCUACAUGAUCCCCACAAUCCUCGGAGGAAGACUGUCAGAAACCUUGGGACCGAGGCUCAUUUUCGGUGGUGGCAUGCUGACAGCCAGCAUCGUUACAGUACUGCAGCCGGCAACCUGCUACAUCCACUUUUACCUGGCGGUGGCUGCCCGGGUUGCCCUGGGGAUGUGCCUGGGAGUCACCUACCCGGCCAUCGGUCCCCUGGCCGUCAAAUGGAUACCCCCAUCCAACAGAUCCAAGUUUAUGGCCCACAUGCUGGCCCAAGGUUUGGGGGUGGCCGUUUCCCUUCCCGUUUGUGGCCUGUUGAUCUCCUGCUUCGGCUGGCCCAGCGUGUUCUACUGCACCGGCUUAUUGGGCUUAACUUGGAGUUGCCUGUGGUUUUAUUUGGUCUACGACUCACCCGCCAGCCAUCCCAGGAUUUCGCCGGAGGAGAGACAGGAAAUCGAAUCACAAAUGGGUCCUGUGCAGACUGUUUCAGAUAAACCACAGAAGAUGCCUUGGGGGCAAAUACUGUUGUCAUUGCCAGCUUGGGCUGUAAUUGUGGCUCAUUCUUUCAUAGCUUACUGCCAGUUCAUGAACAUAACCCAACUACCCACGUACUUAAGGGACGUAUUCGCCUUUGAUAUACAACAAAACGGACUGCUCUCAAGCCUGCCAAACUUAGGUCAGUACUGCGCUGCCAUCUUGGCUGGAUUCUGCGCAGACAAAAUCCGGAAGUCAGACAGACUCUCAACACUUGCCACCAGGAAACUGUUUGCUAGCUUAACGUGCUUCGUCCCAGCAAUUUUGACCCUGAUGUUAAUCUGGUGGGGUCGUUCAGUGACGGUCGCCAUGUUCUUCAUGACCACAUCAAUUUCCUUGAUUGGAUUCAUGAGUGCCGGACACUUGCCCAAUUGUUUGGAGAUUUCGCCAAACUUCUGCGGCACAAUCAUGGGCAUUGCCACCGCUAUCUCUUCAAUAGCUGGAUGGCUGGCCACCAAGACUGUUGCUAUUGUAACUAAAGACGACAGCUCCAUCAACAGUUGGAACACCGUGUUCAUCAUUAUGGUUGUGGUGUACACUUCAGGUGGGCUGUUCUUUGUGUUGUUUGCUGAUGGGAACGUCCAGAAAUGGAAUUCCAACAAGAAGGAAGAUGAUAAAGAAGAGAGGAAGAGUUUGAACGUAAAAAUUGAGUGCUAAAUCAGAAAACUGGUACGCCUCUGAAUUCAUUAAUGUUAACUCGUAAAUGUUACCACACGUUUGAUAAAAGCCAUAAACUUAAUGCACCUCUGUUGUAAAUAAAUCCUUAACACCAAAAUUAAUUAUUCCUGGUUACUUUGUAUUAAUUAAUUAAAAACUUGUAUUUUCUCAGUAUUUAGUGUAAGUGUACGUAAUUAAUGUUUCUGGGAGUUCGAAGUGACAAGUUCUUGUAACUGCAAAGAGCUUCCACAUUUUGCCACUGUGAUCAUUAGCACAUUAAGUGUUUUUUAUGUGCUCCAAUUUAUCAGUUACACCAUGAACUUUGUAAUUUAUGCAAUUUCGUGUAUGAAAAUAAUGAAAGUACAUGUUAGCUAAUUACUAUUUACAUAUUUUAUUAAAAACACUAUCUAAAUUGAUUUGUAGAACUAAUUAAAUGCUAAAAGUAC
Aethina tumida (small hive beetle) is the source of this 2962-nucleotide messenger RNA. RefSeq names its product sialin. The transcript is spliced from 3 exons. NCBI's taxonomy places the organism in Eukaryota, Metazoa, Arthropoda, Insecta, Coleoptera, Nitidulidae. The record is from RefSeq and is a predicted model, not a curated record. Gene Ontology annotation, molecular function: transmembrane transporter activity. Gene Ontology annotation, cellular component: plasma membrane. The coding region runs from base 1149 to 2516 and encodes 455 amino acids. Gene Ontology annotation, biological process: monoatomic anion transport; transmembrane transport.